This is a messenger RNA of Cyprinodon variegatus (sheepshead minnow), 3813 nucleotides long. RefSeq names its product centrosomal protein 104kDa (gene cep104). Lineage: Eukaryota; Metazoa; Chordata; Actinopteri; Cyprinodontiformes; Cyprinodontidae. The transcript is spliced from 22 exons. The record is from RefSeq and is a predicted model, not a curated record. Gene Ontology annotation, cellular component: cilium. The coding region runs from base 77 to 2917 and encodes 946 amino acids.
GAAAGGUUGUUGUCAGCGGUGGUUAUGGAGAUGAGAUGGGACUGCGAGCUGUCAUUAAUACGUGUCUGCUAGAGGAAUGCCCAAGAAGACAGGAUUCACUGUGGUCAGCUCUUCAAGUCAUGAGGACAGCUUCAGUGCCCAGGAGCUUAUGGUCCACGCCCCCACUGUCAAUGGUUGGAGAUCAAGCAGGCUGUGUUCCUAUCCUCAGCACCUCACCCUCCAGCUGGAGCAGAGAAGCAGGAUACGGAAGCUGCAGUUGCUGGCUCACCAGUAUAUGAUCCCUUCUAAAGUUGAAUUCUAUGUUGGUGACUGCUCUCCUGAAGCCAGUCCCCCAGUCUUUCCUGGACAGUUUCAUAGACUUGGGUAUGUGUCUCUGUCGGAUAACGAGAAGACCGGUUUCAAAGCCCGGGAGCUGAAGUCGGUCCAUGUUGAUGCCGUUGGAUUAUAUCUGAGAAUUACCCUCCACAGGAACCAUGCCAACCGUUACAAUCACUACAGUCAGGUUGCCCUGGUUGCCGUUAAUGUUCUGGCGGAUUCUUUGGACGGUGGUACGUUUCACUCAGUGCCAAGCAAAGACCAGCUGAUUGAACAGUACCUCAACAAUACCCAGCAGGAAGCUGCCUUGGACACGACUUUCAUGGGAAAAUGUACAUCUAUCUCCCAAUUUGAUGACUUGGCCUUCGACAUGUACCAGGACCCAGAGGUCGCUCACAUCAUUCGCCUCUUAGACCAGAAGAAGCAAGAUGUUGUACGGCAGGAGAACUUUGAGGAGGCUAAGAAGUUGAAGCAAGCCAUCGCAGACCUUCAGAAGGUUGGAGAGCGUUUGGCUCGUUAUGAUGUGGAGAAGAAAUGCGCAAUCGAAAAAGAGGAUUAUGACCUGGCCAAGAAGAAGAAGGAGCUGAUGGAUGAGUACAGGAAGAGCGUCUACCAACAGCUGGAAGUUCACAACCUGCUGGACGUGUCAAUGAUCACCGGAGGAACAGAUUUGUCCUCAGCGCAGGGUCCACUUCUGCCUUCUACUGAUGCUUCAGCCACCAAGCCCUCGUUAUCCACAGAUGACUUUAAGAAAGGGAAGAAGACAAGCAGUCAUCACGACCAACAGUCAGCCUCACAGAAUGUAGUGUCUAAACCUAGCAGCCAGCCUGACACCUCUCUAACCCCUGCCACCGUACCUAACGUUAAUAUUACCAACGUGCCUUAUGAUGAGAGGCCCCUACCAGCCCUUCAGCGGAGAGAUCGACCGGUGGAAGCCAUCCAGACCCCAUCAGGGGAGAACUCUCCUAAAUCUGAUGUGCAAAGUUCUCCACAUGGUCCCAACUUUAGUGGAGAGCCAGAACCCCUUACAGAGAAGGUCCUGAGAGAGGCUGGCCUUCCUAUAGAGGCCUUCGGAGAGAGUCUGGUUGCUGGAGCAUAUUCUAAAAGCUGGUGCUACAGAGAAGAAGCGCUGCUCGCCGUGCACAGCAAACUGUUGGAAGCAGCCUCCACAGCCCCCAAAGACGAGCUGAGAAACAUGAUAAGAGCGGCCGUAUUUCUGGUUAAGGAGUCUCUUCUGGAUAAAGUUUCAUCUGUUUUUCAUGCCUCACUAAAGCUCCUCCGCUUAAUACUGAGCCAGCUGAUCCCAGGUGUGGGUUUAGGGCGGGCUGAGGUGAGCCACUGCUUGGAGCAGACUUUUCCUAACCUGCUUGCGAGGACGGGAGACUCCUCUAACCGCCUACGGGCUGCUGCCAUCACCCUCAUACAGGAAAUAGCUCUUUUGAAGGAUGUGAGAGCCCUGCAGAUCAUUCCUGGUGAAUUAGUAAAGCCAUUCAAAUCCUCCUUUCCCUCCCGUCUGGCUCAAAGUCGGACCGAAGUUCUCCAAAAACUCAUUGAGGAGCUGGGUAUAGAGAACUCCGGCGUCACCCUGGAAAAUGUCAUGACGUUCUGCACAGCUGCUCUGGAGCACAGAGCAAAAGGGGUUCGAGAUCUGGCAGUACGCAUCAUCUUAUACCUGUAUGAGCAACACAAAGGUGCUGUUCUCAGCCACCUCCCGCCUAAUGAUGCUGCCACACGGAAGAACUUCCUCUACAAAACCCUCUUUGAUGGAUUCGAAAAGAUUGAUGGGAUAACUCCAGAAGCUCAGACUGUGAUGAAAGGUGUCAGACAUCCGCUUAGAAAAAAGGAGAAGGAAAUCCACUCCCUUCAGAGACAGCUGUUUGCCCUGAAAGACAUCACAGAAAGAGAGACUGAACACACUUCAGGCAGAACAUCCAACAAAGAACAAGAUAAAGAUGAGAAAGAAUCUCUAAAAGAUACCAGAGUUGGUGACACAAAACAACCUCAGAGCAAGACAACUGACUGCGUAGAUAUACAGCAAUCCAUGGAUUAUCUGGAUAACAUGUGCAUUUUUUGCGGCAACAAAGAUGAGUCGUUCACAGAGGAUGGGUUGGACCUUCAUUACUGGAAGCAGUGUCUGAUGCUGCGGCGCUGUGAUGAGUGCAGACAGGUAGUUGAGAUAGCGAGCCUCACGGAGCACCUGCUGCGGGAAUGUGAAAACAGGUCCAAGUUCAGCCAGUGUCCACGUUGCUCAGAGGCUGUGCUCUCUGAGGAUCUCAGUCGCCACGUCAAGGGUUCAAACUGUAACCCGCUUGUUUUAGGUAAAGGCUCCACCUCCAACCACUGUCCUUUAUGUCACAACAACUUUCCACCAGGAGAGGAGGCCUGGAAGGCUCACCUCAUGGGCAGAGAGGGCUGUAAACAAAACUCACGCAGAACCGCCGUGUCCCAAAGAACCCAUCCAACACAAGGAAGGGCUGCUGGAACAAAGCAGUUGUGGCCGUUCAGAGCUGGAGUUGGAACCAGAACUGGACCAGUGGGCCGAGGCAGCCGGAUUCCAUCCCUGACACCCGGUGCAAGAAGAAAUGCGGCUGGAAAGCGAUGAAACUGGUCCGACACAAACUCCAUCGCACUUCAGUUGAAGCGAUAGUUCUUCUGAACAAACAACCUGAUUCAUUUGAGAACACCAAACCGCAUUAAGACAAUGAAGUUUAGCCUUUUAUAUUUCACCUGAAUAACUCUUUCCUUUCCAAAGGUUUAACCUACACCACCAAACACCUGUAGGGCCAAUACGCAUGACCUCACUGUGUGCUGGUAAAACAAGGCUUCUGGCCUCCUAAGCUCUUAUUUUUCUCACUGCUUUUUGAAGGCUCCGUAUUCUAUUUAAAUAAUAAUAAAAAAUAAAAAAAAGUUUUACUAUACAGCUCUUAACAGCUUAGAGGAUGACAAUUAUACUGGGAAAAUACAGCCACAGUGAGGAUGUGCUUAUCUGUAUUCUAAGCUAAUGGUUUAAAUUCAAAAGUACACGAUGCAGCGUUUUCCAAGUUUGCAGCCAGCUCUGCUUAGUCAUCUCUUACGUUAUAGACAAUGCCGGCUCUCCUCUGGUGCACGGUUUCACCAAGCUGAGACAGCACUGAUUAUGUCACCAUGAAAUCAUCGAGGAUAUUUGGUCGCCAAGUCUGUUAAGUAAACCUUCUGUGUAAACUUCAAGUCAGGUUUAAAGAUUUUUUUCCCCUACUUUCUUUGAUUUGACUUGACGUUAGGACAAAAAUACCACUUUAUUAUCCAUUUAUUCAUCACACAGGUAAAACCGUAUAUUUGCACACUGUACACUUGUUUUGUUUAUAUUUACUAUCCUACAUUAAACACAAACAUUUCUUUGUUAGGUAGAUACGAUUACCUAAAUAAUUUGUUUGCAACGAGGCAGAAAAAAGAGAGUGGAAGUUUAUUUAUUAGUUUCUUCUGAUUGAGAAGCUUACAUACAGAGAUUAUUCAUUUUCC